AUGGCGAAACUCAAGGCACAUGAAGAACUCUCCACUAAUGCGAAUACUAUCAAAGCUCGCAACUGCGUCUCCAACCUUACUGAAAUUGAGAAGGCUGUUCACUUAGCACUCAAGGCUGACCAUGCUGAUCUGAGCUACUACUUAAAGAAGUUAUAUAAGUCUGCAAAGUACAAGACACGUCUACAGAAUGAAUUGAAGGUUGAGCGUAUUUGUGUUCGGACUGAGAAGGGUACCCAUGCAUCUUGCAUUGCGAAUCAGAAAGUCAAGAAUAUUAGCGCCUCUUCUUCUCCACAAGCCCCACCAUCUACUCCGCCCAAACAACUUCUGUCUGAGCUUGCUGCAUUUGAGGGUAUCUCAACGCGAGAUAUUUUAAAUGACGAGGCUGUUCUACCAGAUGAGCUUUCCGAUGAAGAGAUCACUAGCACCCAGGCUCUCUUAACUCAAGCGCACAUUGAUGCCCAUGAAGAGUCCAAUUUCCGCAAGUGGCAACAUUUCUGGGAUAGCUGUAUCCACUCAUAUACGAGAAAGGCUGGAAAGCUGAGAAAGAAGCCUGAGCGUCUCUUUGAGUAUAUGCCGUGGAUUGAUGUAGAGGAAGGCUUCAAAGAGGCGUUCUUACUUGUCUACUCUAAGAAGUUUGAUAAGGAAAAGUGGGCUAAGGUAUCAGCUGCACAGGAUAUGUUGUUCCUGGAGCUAGAGUAG
Pseudogymnoascus destructans is the source of this 699-nucleotide messenger RNA. RefSeq lists its product as uncharacterized. NCBI's taxonomy places the organism in Eukaryota, Fungi, Ascomycota, Leotiomycetes, Thelebolales, Thelebolaceae. The coding region runs from base 1 to 699 and encodes 232 amino acids. The transcript has 6 exons. The record is from RefSeq and is a predicted model, not a curated record.